Lathyrus sativus (Indian pea) is the source of this 1950-nucleotide messenger RNA. The record is from the annotation of a GenBank genome assembly. Lineage: Eukaryota; Viridiplantae; Streptophyta; Magnoliopsida; Fabales; Fabaceae.
AUGAUUCAUAAAAAACAAAUGCAGCACUUCAAAGUCUCUGCCACUGCCUAUGUUUUUCUUUUCUUUGCUCUAAUUAUAGCUACAACAACAACUCAAGCAGCUACAGAUCUAUCUUACAUUCAAAAUUACUGUCCAAAUACAACCACUUUUUCUCCAAACACAACCUACCAAACAAACCUCAACAAGCUUCUUUCUCUGCUUACAUCAAAUUCCACCAACAAAAAUGGCUUCUAUUACACCACCGUCGGCCAAAACAACCCCGGAAACACCGUAUACGGUGCCUUCCUCUGCCGUGGAGAUCUCACAACAAAAGAUUGCCAAGACUGCGUUUCCGUAGCAUCCAAUCAAAUCCUUCAAAACUGUCCUACAGAAAAAGAAUCAGUUAUCUGGUUAUCUGAAUGCAUGAUACGUUACUCAAACAUUGCUUUCUUCAGCAUAGCUGCAGAAGUUCCUGUACAAACCCUCUGGAACACUGCAAGUGUGACGGAGCAAAACCGGUUCAUGCAACUAUUAGCUGAUACAAUGAACGCUGCAACGGCAGAGGCGGUGAAUGGUGGAGGUGACAAAAAGUUCGGAACUAAAAAAACAAAUUUUACUGGCUUUCAGACUUUGCAUACACUUGCACAGUGUACACCGGAUUUGUCAAAGUCAGGAUGUGAAAAAUGCCUUACAAUAGCAACUACUGCAUUACCCUCUUGCUGUAAUGGACAACAAGGUGCAAGAGUGCUUAUUCCUAGUUGUAAUAUUAGGUACGAGCUUUAUCCGUUUUAUCAUGAGUCGAAUGUUCCUGCUCCUGCAGAACCAAGGCCAAGUCCACAAGAUACUGUCGAAGGAAAAAAAUCCAGGAACUCGGUUGUGAUCAUUAUUGCAAUAGUAUCUCCGAUCGUGAUUAUCUUAUUGCUUACACUGUUAGUCCUAUGGAUCAUUUCUGAAAAGAAAAGAAGAAAAUUCAAUCCAGUGUCUGUGCCAGUGCCUGAAGAAAGCGUUGAAAUCUCGAGAGUAGAAUUCUUGCAAUUUGAUUUUGAUACGAUCGUAGCGGCCACAAACAACUUCCGUGAUGACAAUAAAUUGGGGGAAGGAGGAUUUGGCGAGGUUUACAAGGGUAUGUUAUUUAAUGGACAAGAGAUUGCUGUGAAGAGGCUAUCAAGAAGUUCUGGUCAAGGCAUAGACGAAUUCAAGAACGAGGUAGUUUUGGUAGCAAAACUACAACACCGAAAUCUUGUUAGGAUUCUUGGUUUUUGCUUGGACGGGGAAGAGAAGAUGCUCGUUUACGAAUUCAUGCCGAACAAAAGUCUAGACUAUUUUCUAUUUGAUCCUGAAAAAGCACAUCAGAUAAAUUGGCCUAGACGAUACAAGAUAAUAGAGGGAAUUGCACGAGGAACACUUUAUCUUCAUGAAGAUUCUCGACUUCGAAUCAUACAUCGUGAUCUUAAAGCUAGUAAUAUAUUAUUAGACGAGAAUAUGGAUCCUAAAAUUGCUGAUUUUGGGAUGGCAAGAAUUUUUGGCGUUGAUCAAACCCGAGGAAUCACAAAUAGAGUUGUUGGAACAUUCGGUUACAUGUCUCCAGAAUAUGCAAUGCAUGGAGAGUUUUCUAUCAAAACAGACGUGUAUAGCUUUGGUGUCCUUGUUCUCGAGAUAAUAACAGGAAAGAAGAUAACGUCCUUCCGCAAAUCAGGCUACACCGAGGACCUCUUAAGCUAUGUUUGGAAAAAAUGGAAUGAUGGGACACCAAUGGAGUUACUUGACAUGACAUUGAGAGAUUCGUACUCAAGAGUUGAAGUAACAAGAUGCAUCCAUGUUGGGUUAUGUUGUGUUCAAGAAGAUCCAGAACAAAGACCAUCCAUGCAGACAAUAGUUUUAUUGUUGAGUAGCAAUUCUGUUACUCUUGAACAACCUCAACGACCAGCAGGUUAUUGCACAAAAGAUUUUAAUCUUAAAGAGCAAAUUUGA